This is a messenger RNA of Coregonus clupeaformis (lake whitefish), 3413 nucleotides long. RefSeq names its product XK-related protein 5-like. Gene Ontology annotation, cellular component: plasma membrane. The coding region runs from base 108 to 2231 and encodes 707 amino acids. The record is from RefSeq and is a predicted model, not a curated record. Gene Ontology annotation, biological process: apoptotic process involved in development; phosphatidylserine exposure on apoptotic cell surface; engulfment of apoptotic cell. Lineage: Eukaryota; Metazoa; Chordata; Actinopteri; Salmoniformes; Salmonidae. The transcript has 9 exons.
ACGGAACCGAGCAGAGAGCGCGGUACCCUAUUUACCUUGGACCGGAUUAUGCUGCAUGGGACUCAUCACAAAAACAACACAGCAGUUAAAGAUUCUUCAUCUCCGUGAUGAGACAAUACACCACGUCCCGGGACAUGGCCAACCCGGGAGGCUCGUGCGUGGCCUGCUGCCAAGUUUGCGUUUUCGCGUUUACAGCAUUUCUCAUUGUGGCUGAGCGGACUGCGCUGAUCUAUUGUUUCGUGUACUACCUGUGGGUGGGGCAUAACUACUGCUACGGCCACUGGGCGGGGCUAACGGCCUUGUUUCUCCUCCCUGGAUGGGGCCCCCAGUUGCUAAGUUGGCUGUGGUACCAGGCAGAUGGACAUAUACGCAGCAAAGAUCUCAAAUGGACUCACAUCCUGCACCUGGGCAUCUUUAGAAGGUUAUGGGAGACUAUGACAUCCACUGGAGAGGAUCGGUGUAGUGAGAUAAUGCAGCAGGCUGAUGUUUCAGCUCUCCGCCUGUUGGAGGCGCUGGUGGUCACUCUGCCACAGACUAUCCUGCAGACAUACGUCCUCAUCUGUACCGAUGUAGGACUCUCUUCACCAGUGUCAGUGUGUUUUGCGGUGUGUCUGCUGUCCCUGGCCUGGGCCUUAGUGCUGUAUGCCAGAGCCUGUUCCCUCAUCAGACCUGGACAUCUCCCCAUGACCCCCGCUGCUAUCGCCUGUAGACUGCUCUGGAGGGUCAGUAUGUUGGGAGCACGUCUCGCCACCCUCACGCUCUUCACACGCCUGUUCCGCCAGUGGGUACUUGGAGUUAUUGGUCUUCACUGGUUGGGUGCUACGUUCUGGUUGGUGUCGCAGCAGAGUGACAUCAUUAAAACGCCACUGCGCUGGCACCUGUUCAACCUGGUUCUGGGAGCUAUUCACAUCUUCCUCUUCCUCAACGUCAAAGACGGAGCCUCCAGAUGCCGCAUGGCCGGCUUCUACUUGGCCAUGUUUAUCGAGAACGCUCUUCUUCUGCUGGCAGGUUCCGACUUCUUCAGUGUUGCAUCAUGGGAUAGCAUGGGUAUCCCAGCCGCCGUGUUCUGUAGUUUCCUCAUUGGAGUGAUAGCUUUAGUCCUAUACUACCGGUUCCUCCACCCUAAGUCAUUUGAGAUCUUCCAGAGCAUACGUCACCAUGGAAUGAGCGGAGCUUGUGCGGACCGGGGCUCUUCUCUCUCAUUGGAGGAAAAGAACCAUCGCCACGGUCAACUUGUGGGUGGCGGGAAUCUGCUGGAGCUCCCUAGCCAAUGGCAGGGAUGGAAGCACCACCACUGGCUGCUGAUUCGCCUAGCCCUGAAGACGGGUGAUGUGGCUAGAAUAAGCCAUGCCUAUGGCGAAGGGGGAUUGGCCGGGCUGCUGGGACUAGAGGAAGAGACUCUGCCAAGGUCCCCAGACAUUCCGCAACGUUCUCUCAACGUUCCACAACAUUCCCCCAACGUUCCACAACAUUCUCCCAUCGUUCCCCAGGUUGACCAGGUCAGACAGGUGGAGGAGGUUAUAAAGGCAGCCCAAGCCAGAGACAUCAUCAGUGAGGUGAGACAGGCAGUGAGACAGGGGGAGGUGAGACAUGUGCUGCCCUCACCCUCUCCCAUCCAUGAAGUCAACCCGCCGCUGGUGGAGGUCCUAGUUGAGGAGGUCAGAGGUCACCUCUCUGAGCCCACCAACCCGCAGGACAACUCCAGCCCCCCUCCCUCCAGCCCCCCUCCCUCUGACGAUCGAGACGACGAAGACUUCCAGAGCGCAACGUACUGCUCCCCCACACCGUCUUCUCCCAAGUACCCAGACUACCGCCACAUCGACAGCAACGUGGUCACCUCAAACACCGAAGGGUCAUCUUCUGCAGGGUCACUGGAUGUCAGACGUGGUUCGUCUCCAGAGAGGUCACCGUCCCUGCUGUUGGGCAUGGGAAGCCCCCAGCGGAACUUUAACCCCACGGAGUCUGGCACCACCUUGUACUUCAGCAAUGACCCAGUCUCCCCGUCCAGUGGCAGUUACCUGGGCUGGGGGUCUGAGCUGUCACCCAUCUCCACCUACCGGAGCCCCUACCGCAUCAGGGAGCCCCUCUUCACCUCCACCCCCAGACAGGAGCCUCGUGCUGGGCCAGAGGAACCAGGUCCUGGCCCCUCUACCACCGCCACCACCACCAUCACCACGCAUGCUAGAAAACAACUGGUCCAGUUUGUAGACCAUAGAGAUAAAUUGAUCUAAAGGGGGACAAUGGGUGUAGUGAGAUGAUCAGACCUGGUCAAAUACAUGUAAAAUACUCUCAAAUACUUAUUGAGGUGUGUUUGAUUUCGCUUGACCGGUGUGCAGCUGGUUGGGAGGAGUUUACACUUUUGGGACUAUUUCAUUGGUUCCAUUGUACCACUGUUCCAUUCCAUUCCAAGCUAAAUCAAGUGUGCCUAAAGUAUUUGAAAGUAUUUAACAUUAUUGGAUUUGACCCAGGUCUAGAGAUGAUAUAGAACACAAUAAAUAGAGAGUAUGUUACAAUAUAUAUGACGUUAGCCUGGGUGUAAGGCUGGUUCAGUAUUCAACAGUGCUAUUACAACAUCGUUUUCAUGCCAGACAACUGGUCUAUUACUAGCCAUGGGCUUGUUGACUAAAUUAGAACCAGCUCGGCCCCCAGGCUAGCCAGACGUGUUUCACACUAAAUAUCAAUAGCUUGUCUUGUGAAUCCAUUUUAAUCAGCCAGUGUGAGAUUGUGAAUCCACAUGUAUCUAUCACACACAGGCACACUAACAUAGAAGCUGCACUGGAAGUAGUCUUUAAUGAAGGAACAGUGGGAUAUCCUUUGCUCUUAGGCCCCGAUUCAAUCAAUCACAGAUAAAGAAAAUUGCACUGUGGGUAUACUCCGAAUGUCCAUGCUGUAUUCUUUUAAAAACAGAUUGGGUUUCAUGUUGACAUUGAAUGAUAAUGUCCGUGAGAGUAAUAACGUGUGUGGUGUGUCAGAUUUAACAUGGUUAACACCUCUGCUAGAGCAUAUACCAUAGAAAUAGAAUCUAGAAAUAGAAUCGAAAACUAGAUUAUAUUUCUAUGGCAUAAAAAUUGUGAGUGAACCCUCAGUGUGGUUUACUUUAUGCUAUGGAUUGAAUUAGUGCCACCAUAAGGCGUUAUGAUUCAUCAUUAGGCUACAAUAUCUUAAGUUAUGGUUUAUUAAGGUUUGACAGAGAAGAGAGUUUAUAUUUUUGACAUUGUUUCUUUCUUUCUUUUAUAUAACUAAAAUAAUUUGAAGCAGUUUGCACUUUUAUGAGGUAUUACGAUAUGAUUGGGUAAUUGAAGGGGAGCUAUUGGUUAGUCAAUAGAGACACUCUGAUCACAUUACAUUUUUUACAUUUAGCAGACGCUCUUAUCCAGAGCGACUUUCAGUUAGUGAGUGCAUAAAUUUUUCAU